This is a messenger RNA of Pygoscelis adeliae (Adelie penguin), 621 nucleotides long. RefSeq lists its product as uncharacterized. Lineage: Eukaryota; Metazoa; Chordata; Aves; Sphenisciformes; Spheniscidae. The record is from RefSeq and is a predicted model, not a curated record.
AUGGGAGAGCUUUGCGUCAGCUCCGUUCUGGUGACUGGGGCCAACCGGGGAAUCGGCCUGGGGCUUGUCCGGCAGGUCCUGGGGAUGCCAAACCCACCCGAGUGGGUCUUUGCGGCUUGUCGGGACCCCAAGGGAGAGCGAGCGCAGGAGUUACAGAAUUUGGCCUCCAGACACCCCAACCUGGUCAUCAUCCCGCUCGAAGUCACAGACCCCGCCUGCAUCAAGACGGCUGCAGCCCGAGUCAGGGAGCAGCUGGGGGGCUCGGGGCUGAACCUCCUCAUCAACAACGCUGGGCUGCUGAUAUACAACACACUUGAUAAUGAGACGCUGGAGAACUUGACCCAGAUUUAGACCACCAACAUAGUUGCACCCCUGCUGCUAAGCCAGGCUGCUCUGAACAUGCUGACCAAGUGCCAGUCCCUGGGGUACCGGGAGCACGGCGUCCUCUGCGCUGCUCUCCACCCUGGCUGGGUGCAAACCGACAUGGGGGGCUUCGGAUCACAAAAGCCCCCUGUGAUGGUGGAUGAGAGCGUACGAGGGAUGCUGAAGGUGCUCUCCUCCCUCUCUGAGAAGGCGACCAGGACCUUCCUGGACUGGGAAGGGGAGGUUGUGCCCUGGUGA